This is a messenger RNA of Pecten maximus, 2407 nucleotides long. RefSeq names its product phosphatidylglycerol--prolipoprotein diacylglyceryl transferase-like. The record is from RefSeq and is a predicted model, not a curated record. The transcript has 3 exons. The coding region runs from base 525 to 848 and encodes 107 amino acids. Lineage: Eukaryota; Metazoa; Mollusca; Bivalvia; Pectinida; Pectinidae.
UGGGUCGACCUAGGUAUGGAGCGCUUUAAACGAUCGAACAGGCACGUACAUAUGUCUUAGCCGUGGACAGAAUAUAGCGAGAAUGUCACAGUUUUUCAGCGAUACAAUUUAAUUUAGCUGUAUUAUAAAAUGCCUGGAUGCAAAUACAUUGUUCAUAGCCCGAAGUGGCGAUAGCCCAAUUGAAAGGCAGAAACUAGGGUCGCCAUAACGACGCGAAAACAAUGAGAAACAAACAUCUAUGUUUAUCUAGAAGCAGCUCUCAUGCCGUGAGCCAUGCACAUAUAUAUUAGCAGUACACGCGACAGUAACAAGUCGUUUAAGUUGUAGGGAAUAUCACAUACCAUCUUAACAAUUGUGAAUCGUGAAAUUGUAUAUAUAUAUAGGUGUAUAGCUACAAUUGUAGGUCUUAUAGGUUACUGAAGUGUGGAUCUGGUUUCUUAUUUUUGAGAAACCACUUGAAGAAUUUGAAGAGAUUCUGUGAAAAAAAUUCAGAAGGAUUUUGUCACAAACUUCUUUUGAACAUUAUGGGGUGUAGCAACAGUACCGCGGGAGGUGAUCCGAACAGCGCACCCUCAUCAAGUGAACAAGGACAGGCUCGUGAAAACGGUGUGAACAAAUCCGAGGAACCCCAAAAACCACAGGCUCCGCAACAAGAAGAAAGUGCGGGAAAACCAGCAGACGACACCCAGCAACAGGCGACAGAAACUGGACAAGCCAAAGAGGAACAAAAAGCCGAUGAAGUGACUGAACAAACACAGAAUACUGCCCCCGAGACUCAGACAGACGAAACAGCUGGACAGACACAAGAGACGACCCAGAAUGAACAGAGCCAACAGGAGCAAGCAUAGAGUCCGAGGGAGUCCGAGAGUCUGUAGCGCAGAGUGAAAGAUGUCACAAUUGUCACAUUUAUUAGAGGAAAAUGUGAUGAGAAGGAGGAGGAGGAGGAGAGGAGGAGGAUAGAGAAUUACAUGAUCAGUUCCGUCCAGUUACUACGCAAAAUGGAUCAUUGAUAUAUACAUGCAUUAUUUAUUUUUAUAAAAAUCCUACUUAUUUAUGCUCGCGCUCGUAAUGGUUAUGGAAUGAUAACAGUGUUACGUUGCAUUUGCCCAAGUUCACAUUCCCGAAAAAAAAAACGCUCUUUCUAGCAAAGGCAAACUCCUCAUUAUACGUUCAUGUUGAAUAUCUUAAGAUAAGGACUAAAAUCAUUCAAGAACAUUUGUGAAACUGGGCCAGGUCGUUAUGGGAAAGGAAUUGUUAGUAAAAGUGAGAAUAUGUUUAUCACCACUUCUGACUGGAUGGUUUAAAAACAAAUUUAUAUUUGAAAAAAAAUCUCUACAUACUGUGUGUACUAUAUUGUUAAAAUUAUAGUGACUAUAAAAAAAUCAUGAAACUUUUUUCUUUAAUUUGUGAUAGUCAUCAUUUGUUCUAUCAAAAUUCAAUAAUGGAUUUGCGAAAUUAAAAACUGUUAUAUCCAGGUAGCCAUGAAAUUGCAUGCAUGUUGAAAUUGCCUGUAAUAUAGUGUUAGCCAUACUGAGUUUUGGGAAUAUGAAAAUAUCCUUUACCUUCGAUAAAAGCAACUGACGUAAAAUUCAUUUCAUGAAACACAUAGGUUCCACCUUGUAUACAUGUCCAUCAAAGUUAUCUCCCUUGUGCAAGACUUUAAACCGUCUCAUCAAGAACACAUGGCUUAUUUGAAUAUUUUCGAUUGAUUUUUAUGAAAAAUAACACUCAACUAAAAAGCAAGACAUUUCAGCAUUUAGAUUAUUUAUCUCUCUUUUUUGUGAUAGACAAUAACAAAAAUCUGCAUCGACAAGCAGUAGUUGCUUUCGUGCCUAUCUAUUUGCUCAGGAUUUGUUUACAUAAACUGCGUAUCAUAAUUGUACUAAUAUAAAAAAAAAACUUAUAUUGAAUGCGACAGAUCCAAGUCCUUUAUGUAAUUAUCUGUAAUUCAUUAAGACAUAAAAGAAUCAAGGGCCAUAUCCUAACGUUAAAAGGUUUAUUUUUAUUAAGAUAAUGAGCAUUUUUCUUAAUUUGUAGGUAAUGCUCCGUGAUUUGUAUCUUUCUUGAUAUGUAUGUAUGUUAAGCAAUGCUUUAAAUCAUGAAUAUGAUAAUAACAUCUAUAUAAAAUGCCUUUUUGUUACUUUAAUUUGUUCCUUCUUAAGUCAAUUAGUUUAGAUCACAGAAAAUGUUAUUGGAUUUAUAAUUAUCGUACAUAUUUAUAAUUAGUUACUUUAAAACAUUAGUUGGGGACGGGGGAAAUGUUGUUAAUUGUUAAUUAGAUAAGGAUUUACUGUAUCCCUAGAUGUUAUGUUUUACACAUGUAGCUGUGAUAUGACUAAUAUGAACCAGCAGUAUUUGGAAUGAAAAUUAUUUGUAAAGCGAUAUAAAUAAAUUAUUGACUCUAAAA